AUGAGUGAACUGAAGCCCUCUGUUCUACGUUCAUGCCCACACUCACAAGAAGGGUUUCAUUUUAGACCCAUCGACGGAGAACUUAUCACCCAUUAUCUUUCCAAGAAGAUUAGGGUUGAACCACUGCCGUGGAAUGUGAUCAAAGAGUGUGAUCUCUACGGACGCAAGGCCGAGGCUUCAUGGGAAAUCUAUUACUAUUACCGCGAAAACGACAAAAAGAGUUUGUUUAUCUUUACAAAGUUGAAGGAUUCUAGCACAAAUCGGCAUGCUAGGUCUACUGCUUUUGGAGAGUGGCAUGGCAACGAUGCAGGAAAGAAGAUUUACAGUAGCCGAACUAAGAAACUAAUUGGUUUAAAGAAACGAUUUACUUUCAAGCCAACCAAAGCAAAGAAGGAUGUUUCGACUUUAACUAGCAAUGAUGAAACUUGGAUCAUGCGCGAGUAUUCCUUGGCGGGUGCAUCUCUGGUUGGAAAUCAAAAGAACAGCGAGUGCAUCCUCUGUCAGAUUCUGAAACACAACAAGGGCAAGCGAAAAGAUACUGAUGGAGGGAACGACAGUGGCAACCUAGCAACUAUUCUUACUGUUUCAUUCGACGUUGCCAAUGCUGUGGAACAUCUGUAA
Messenger RNA from Hevea brasiliensis (rubber tree), 621 nucleotides. Its product is annotated as NAC domain-containing protein 83-like. Gene Ontology annotation, molecular function: DNA binding. The transcript is spliced from 2 exons. Bases 1 to 621 code for a protein of 206 amino acids. Gene Ontology annotation, biological process: regulation of DNA-templated transcription. NCBI's taxonomy places the organism in Eukaryota, Viridiplantae, Streptophyta, Magnoliopsida, Malpighiales, Euphorbiaceae. The record is from RefSeq and is a predicted model, not a curated record.